UCACACACUAUUGGAUCAAGCAGAAAUCGCUCAGUUCUGCCUCCAGGACAAGACUCAUCCCAAUAAACGUCAACCUGAUUUAAAGUGUCGCAGGCAGGGCUGGUCUGUCUGUGGUGGAGGCUUUCCAGUUAUCAAAUUAGAGUCGGUGAGCUGGGAUAGGCUGGGAGUUUGGUUCAGAGAAGUUCGGACAUAGCCUACAGCGGGACGGGGCAAGAAGAGUAGCGACUGAAUGUGGGACAGGAAAUCUGACGUGGACCAUCUACGAGAAAUAAUCGCAUUUGUUGCAUCCAGCAAUCAAGGAUCUCACCCGCGUGAAUGACAAAGGUUGGGUGGGUAAACUUUGUCAUUCGGGUCUGAUCGUUCUAAAACCGGGCUGUUGUUUUUAGUGGAAGCGCUGAAAGAGAACAUCAUGCCAAGGCGGACCGUGCACGAAGUAACAGUUCAAGAUGUCCAGAAGAGGAGAAAUCCGAACAAACACUAUGUUUACAUCAUCAAAGUGUCCUGGUCUGAUGGCAGCACUGAGGUCAUCUUCAGGCGCUACAGCAAGUUCUUCGACCUGCAGAUGGAGCUUCUGGAUAAGUUCCCUGUGGAAGGAGGGCAGAAAGACCCCAAGCGCAGAAUCAUCCCUUUUCUACCAGGGAAGAUCCUGUUCAGGAGAAGCCAUAUCAGGGAUGUGGCCAUGAAGCGCCUGAGGCCUAUCAACGAGUACUGCAGGGCUCUGAUUCAGCUGCCCGUGUACGUAUCCCAGUGUGAGGAGGUUCGUGUAUUCUUCGAGACUCGUCCUGAAGACCUCAACCCACCUAAAGAGGAACCCAUUGGAAAGAAGAAGCCAGGGAUUGUGGAGAGAGCGACUACUUUCCUAAAGAGAGGAGACUCCACCUCAGCUGACCCUCUGCUCCUAGACCAGUAUGUGGCCGUCACUGACUAUGAGAAACAGGAGAGCUCUGAGAUCAGCCUGCACGUGGGACAGACGGUGGAGGUCAUCGAGAAGAAUGAGUCUGGUUGGUGGUUUGUUAGUUCAGACGAGGCCCAAGGCUGGGUCCCUGCCACCUGCCUGGAGGCCCAGGAUGACCCUGACGACUUCUCCCUUCCCGGCGAGGAAGAGGAGAAGUACACAGUGAUCUACCCAUAUGCAGCGCGAGACCAAGAUGAGAUCGACCUAGAAAGUGGCAUGACGGUGGAGGUCAUGCAGAAGAACCUUGAGGGCUGGUGGAAGAUCAGGUACCAGGGACAGGAGGGCUGGGCCCCGGCGUCCUACUUGAAGAAGGCCGACAUCCUGAGCCAGAAGCUGGUGGCAGGGGCAGCGGGCCACUCCAGCACUAACGACCUGGACGGAUUCUCUAAGCAGCAGAGUCAACAGAACCAAGCCAAGGAGAACCGAGGAGACAACAAGGAUCAGAAAGACAAGGGCUUCUCCCCCUUUGCCAAGCAGCACAAACAAGGGGCUAGACAGAGACCACCUCCACGCAGGGAUCUCACCAUCCCGAGGGGGCAGAACCUGCCCAAGCCACCCACCCCUCCCCAGGUGGAGGAGGAGUUCUAUACCAUCGCAGACUUCCAGACCACCAUCCCCGACGGCAUCAGCUUCCAGGCUGGGGUCAAAGUGGAGGUGAUAGAGAAGAACUCCAGCGGCUGGUGGUACAUUCAGAUUGAAGAGAAAGAGGGCUGGGCCCCUAUCACCUUCAUCGACAAAUACAAGAAGACCAGCUUGACCCCGCGCCCCAACUUUCUUGCACCUCUGCCCAACGACUUGGUCCAGCUGAAGCUGGAGGAUGGCACUGCUGGCGGUGCGGGGCAAGAGGACAGCUGGUCCAAACCGCUGCCAGACGAACCCACGGCGGGGAGCGAGUCUGUAGCCCGGCCCAAACUCAGGGACUGGAAGUCCAGCGCCAGUAAGGCGGCGUCUGCUUUUUCCGGUCCCCUGCCCCCAGCCCCGUCUGCCCCACUGACUGAGGAGAAGCCAGCCCUGCCACCCCGCAGGGAGUCCAUCAACAAGAGCACGGACAUUGAGAUUACUGUGGAGAAACCCAGGCCAGACCUAUCCAAACCCUUGCCUUUGAAAACCCCUGCCCCGGGGGUCAUCAUGCCCCUGCUCACCCCCAAAGCUGCCCCCUUCAAGCCAGACAAGCCCCCCGAGCCCAAAAGAGAGGUCACGAACAAACCUCUGCAUCUGAAGAAUGAGAUGGGUUUGGAGUGUGGCCACAAGGUCUCCGCCAAGGAGGUGAAGAAGUUCAACCUGAAACCUGUGGCUAAGCAACCACCCAAGCCCAUUCCUGAUGCACCGGAGGAGAAACCAGAGGCCAUCGGCCCUGCACUGUUCAUGAAGCCUAAACCCAUAGUCCGGCCCAAACCCGUCCCAGCUGCCAAGCCAGAACCGCCAGCUGAGAACAAGCUGGAUAUCACCAACCUGAGGAGCAAGCUGAAGCCUUCAAAGCCAGCUGAACCAGGCUCUGGAUCAGCAGAGCCAAGCCAGCAAAACGGCGCUGCUCCAAACAACGGCCCUAGCAACGCUCUCCCCAAGAUGCCGCCGCCCAACCUCCCCCCUAAUAAUGCUUUACCCAAGAUGCCUCCUGGUAAUGUACCCCCCAAGAUGCCCCCUCCUAAUAAUGUUCUCCAAAACAUGCCGCGUCCCAACAGCCCCCCUCACAAUGCACUCCCCAAGAUGCCCCCGGCCCCCAAUGCUCUCAAUGGCAAGGCCAGCGACGAGCCCAAGAUCCCCCCCAAGCAGCAGAACGGCCACGGACAAGUGAGCCAGGAUGUCCCCAAACCCGCCGUCCCCCCCGCCAAAGAACCUCCAGGGAGGCCAGCCGUCCUCCCUAGGCGACCCCCUCCACCCAAAAAGACCUCAGAGCCAUCCAGCCCCACAGAAACCAAAGCUCCCCUGAAAGAGCUCCCAGACACCAAGCCUGCUCCCCCCCAGCUCAGCAGACCACCUCCCCCUAAACCCAAGGCCUUCAUGCUGCCCCCGCCUAAAGACAAGGACAAGGGGGAGCCCAAGGCGAAAGUGCUUGUGGCCCCAAAGCCCCUGGUUAAGAUUGAGAAACCAGGCCCUCCGAGGGACAAGCUGCCUCCUCUGAUCAAGGAUCCCAGUAAAGAGGAGCUGUUCUUGGCCGUGGCAGACUUUGAGGGCGACGAUCAGAUGGGUGGCUUCAAGGAGGGCACCGUGUUCGAGGUGAUGGAGCGGAACAGCAGCGGCUGGUGGUUUUGUAAAAAUCUAGGAGAAGGGCCAAUUAAAGAGGGCUGGAUCCCCUCCAAUUACCUGACCAAGAAACCCUAGGUAAACAGGUUCUGUUGGCCUUUUUAAUAAAAAUAUUACUAAUUGUAUUUAAUUAGCUUUUUAUUUAUAGGUACCUUUUUGAUUGAGAUUUGUUACUUUGUUAAAUUCCAUUUGUUUAGCAAGAAUGAACCAGCAAUGUUUGUCUUUUUGCAUAUUGUUUAGUUAUUUUUUUGUACUUUUUAUCCUCGUUACACAUUACUAAGCAUAAAAUCCGUAACAAGCGAAUGUUCAUGUUCACCUUUUGUGCCAUAUGUUACUCAACAAGCCUAUAAUGUAAUUUUAUGAUACAGUAAUGUUAUCACAAGCUUUGUAAUAGAACAGAUGAAUGUCUUUCCAAGCCUUCUAUAAUAUUGUGCCUCAGUAUAGUGCUUUAAAACUUAAAUAUAUGCAAUUUAGCUUGUUAGUUUCUCAGUAUAUCAAAAGAUGCUUUAGUCUAAUGAGUGGAGUCGUAACUGACAGUGCAAUGCAUUUGGAAAAUAAAUCAGACCAUACACCAGAGGAACCAGGGUCCGUAUCCACAAAGCAUCUCAGACUAGGAGUGCCGAUUUAAGAUCAGUUUUGCCUUUUAGAUCAUAAUGAAUAAGAUGACAUGGAUAGGGGGUACCCGAUUCUAGAUCAACACUCCUACUCUGAGAAUCUUUGUGAAUACUGGCUGAGAUAAUCACAAGACAAACAGCCAAAACCAGCCGAAGGCAGGAGGCCAUGGAUACUCAAGAUUCCUCAAAGAACACCCCCUCCUCCACUAAGGCUGCAAUGGAGGUUACAAUGGGAGUUCAAGAGGACAUUUUUGGCUUUCAAAGUACUAAAAUAUUAACACUUCAAGCAACGUUUUUGACGAGUGCUAAUAAACAUUCAUACGGAUCUUUUCAGGUUUGUGAACACGUUUUUUUCCUUUCGGGAACUGCGUAAUACUGAUGCGGCUGAUUUGUAACAGAUGUGCACUUUUUAGAUUAUUCAGCCGUUCAGACAGUUCAGGUUCGCAAUCUGGAUGACCAAACUGGGGGAGUGAGCCUGUCCUUCAACUCACUCUUGAACGUUGUAAUAGAAUGCACGAAGUGCAAUUUUAAAAUUAGGCAGUGCAUCAGUUUUCCUCUUGUCAAGUCAUUGCAUACCUUAGACGUAUUUAUAAUUUCUCAGAAAUGUCCAGUGAAAAGCUUGGGAAACCCCUGGCUUAAUAGACCGAUGGAGAGGAAGUAUAGGAUGUACAAUUGAAAGCCACAGCCAUGUUUUAAAACACUAAAAGGUUGCUGCAAGACUUUGGGAGCUGCAUUGUAUACCAGGGUUGGAGUCCAACUCCUUUCAGGAAGGACUGAAUUUAAAUGAAAAUGGACGCUUUCCCUGGUGUUCACAGUACGAUAGGUGGAAACCACCCUAUUGAUUUCAUAAACUGUAGGUCUACCAUUAUCAAUACAACCCCUAAAUAUGAGAAAUGACCUGCGAUUGAUGCAAUAAUAAUAAUAAAUAUAAACAGCGUUACUGGAUCACAAAAAAAAAGGUGCUCAAAUAUAAGUGUGAUAAUUAUUUAAAAAACAUUUACAUUAGUGUUUGACUGGUUUCAAGCACAGACUUAGCAAAAGUUAAUUUUAUCGUACUUCCAGAAUGAAGUAAUGUCAGCUGUCGUUUCCUUUUCACCCUUUUCCAGGUCUGGUUUGUCGUAGUUGAAACUUAAUCGUGCAUUGUUCCUACAGCCGAAGUAGUAACAUGUGUUUCCCAAAACACCACGCAGAGAGAACAUUCAGCAAUUGUGUCGUUGGAACAUGUCCACACUAUUAGGUUCGAAAGAAAGCUAGCGGAUCCUAGAGAAGCGCUUUCUCCAUUUGACCUUUAAAAUAAAUUGUCACAAUACUGGACUACAGAUCAGCUCCUAGAGAGAUAUGGCCUAUGGCUGCAAUUAUCAAGGUGGCCUAUUAUAAUGGUUACCCGUUAAUGCAUUACAGCACAGAUUUGGCACAUCAUUGCAUUAAUGUUCCUACACAUUACAUCGAGGGAAAUAGCAGACAGUAGCCUACAAUUAGAUAAAUAGAACAUGAUACGUGGUCCUUCUGUAGCUCAGUUGGUAGAGCAUGGCGCUUGUAACGCCAGGGUAGUGGGUUCGAUUCCCGGGACCACCCAUACGUAGAAUGUAUGCACACAUGACUGUAAGUCGCUUUGGAUAAAAGCGUCAGCUAAAUGGCAUAUAUUAUAUUAUUAUUAUUAUAUUGAUUUAAACACGAUCGAAAUACAUAAGCAAAUGUAGUGUGUACUCAUUUAUCGUCAUCUUGGUUUUCAUUUGAAGCAUAUUUUGUUACAAUUGCAAAGACAUUGCCCACUUUGUAGCCCAUUUAAAGUUAUAGAGAUGGAUAGAAAUCGAUUGAUUGUGUGUUUAACGGAGGUAUUCUGUGUAUAAAGCGACGUGGAAGGACAAAAAAAAAGCAAGUAACGAUGCACUUGGCUUUUCAAGUGGUGUGAGGCAGUCGGUAAAUAGGCCUAACAAGCCUUUAAGUGUGACUAGUAACAAUGGCUACUACGAAGGAACUAACAAACUUAGCCUUAAGAUACUUCUGGGAAACUGGGCCAUGGUCAUGGAGAAAGAGGGUUGGUCUCCUAGGAGACACACUGACAAGGCUGGGAGUGCCUGUAGCUCAGGUUAAUUGGAGAAUCUCAGAAUAUGGUUGAUCUGAUUCUGCUCCUAGUUGCUUGGAUACUAUGUUAUUCCCAUCCCCCUCGUGUUAAAGUACUAGGUCCAUUGCUGUGUGUCAGGUCCCUAACCAGCAUUAAAAUCAUAACUAACUUGGAGUGUUCCGGUCUUUGGCAGUGUGCGUAGUACACAAGUAAUGAUAUUCAUGUCAGAUUUGUAAUGAUCAACACUAGUGUCAACUCAUUGAGUGAGACCUGACAGUUAGUGGAAUGUGAGUGAAACCUAGAUUGGGUUAGGGUAUAUGGGUUGGAAAGACAUGCAUUCAACAGUUUGGUUACUGAAGCAUAAGGAGAGGCACACAGGGAUGUGAACGCUACAAUAAAACAGUAUGGAUUGUCUUUUUGCUUUAAAGUAAUGCUUUACCCUAAACUGGUCAAUUUAAUUACAAAAUCAAUUUAUAAAAAUAAACUGCUCAUUCUUUAUUCUUUGAGAUAUGCAGCAUAAACACCUUUCCCACUGACAUAUUGCGCAUAUCCCAUCUUAGUCCUGUAAUGUAUUCGUAAUACUUGUGUAUUUCCCCUCAUGGUUCCCUUUCAUAUUAAGUCAAUAAACAUUUUUUUUUUUUUUUUUUUAAGUUACA
Messenger RNA from Oncorhynchus keta (chum salmon), 6534 nucleotides. RefSeq names its product SH3 and PX domain-containing protein 2B-like. Gene Ontology annotation, molecular function: protein binding; superoxide-generating NADPH oxidase activator activity; phosphatidylinositol binding. Gene Ontology annotation, cellular component: cytoplasm. The coding region runs from base 410 to 3277 and encodes 955 amino acids. Gene Ontology annotation, biological process: superoxide anion generation. NCBI's taxonomy places the organism in Eukaryota, Metazoa, Chordata, Actinopteri, Salmoniformes, Salmonidae. The record is from RefSeq and is a predicted model, not a curated record. The transcript is spliced from 14 exons.